AUGGGAAAGAAUGAUAUUUUCCUCAAAAUCAUAUUUUGUUACAUUAUCAUUUCAAUUGAUUUAUCGACUUCAUCCCAAGCAGAGAAACACCUCUCCGGAAGAAUAACCAGCGGUUACGACUGUUCAAUCGAAGAAUACUCACUUUUGGCAAGUAUAGAAUUCGGAAGUCGUCAAUAUUGCGGGGGAAGUUUGAUCGAUAAUUACAUCGUUUUAACCGCGGCUCAUUGUUGCGAAAACUUCGAUAAAUCAAAUCUUCACCAAUUAACAGCCUACUUCGGUCAACAAACCUGGCUGAAAGACUACGAACAAUCAAGUCCAAUCGAUGAUUUCAUCAUGCACAAAAAUUACAGCGACAGAAAUAUGAACGCAGACAUUUGCGUUUUAAAAUUAAAGAAACGAAUUUACCCAUCGAAUAAAGUCAGCAUUUCCAAAUUAGUAUCCAAAGAGAUUUUCCACGAUAUGAUGUACAAGCACACCUGCAAAGUUACCACAGUGAUCGGAUUCGGAGACCAAAUCCUGAAAGCUCGAAUGAAACCACCGGGUAAACACGAAGGUUGGCGCGAUCGAGUUAAAUGUGGUUCUUUAAAAUUGGUUGAUAAACAAUCGUGCCAAGAAGAACUCGUUAUCAUCGAGUUGACAAAUAGUUCAUUUUGCGCGAUGGACGCGAAAGGUAAAUCGCCGAUUGCUGUUGAUGCUUGCCAAGGAGAUUCCGGUGGACCGCUUUAUUGUAACGGAUUUCAAAUUGGAAUCGUUUCCGGGGGGUGGGGAUGCGGAAAUCCGGGAAGUCCAGGGGUUUAUUGUAGAAUCGACAUGUUUCGGGAAUUUAUCGAGGAGA
Messenger RNA from Onthophagus taurus, 835 nucleotides. Its product is annotated as trypsin-3-like. Gene Ontology annotation, biological process: proteolysis. Gene Ontology annotation, molecular function: serine-type endopeptidase activity. NCBI's taxonomy places the organism in Eukaryota, Metazoa, Arthropoda, Insecta, Coleoptera, Scarabaeidae. The record is from RefSeq and is a predicted model, not a curated record.